AUGGCGUGGGUACUAGGGCGAAAUGAAGUUGGAAAAGAAAACUCAAGUGGAAUCAGGCUUCUUGAGUUCUGCGUAGUGCAAAAAUUAGUGGUUAGCGCGUCCGUCUACUAUUCCCACGACUCCGGUUCGAAUCCAGCAGACGAUCAUCUGCUGGAAUCCAGCAUCUGCUACAACAAAUGCGCAAUGUCAUGGCCUCAUGUUUCCAGUAGAGUGUGCCACGAGAUACUAUAUGCCAUAUGGAAAUUAAAAUUUAUAGUUCCAUGUGUUCGAUACUUCGAUCGUGUAAAAUACGAAAAUUGGAACACUGUCUAA
This is a messenger RNA of Helobdella robusta, 312 nucleotides long. RefSeq lists its product as hypothetical. The transcript is spliced from 2 exons. Lineage: Eukaryota; Metazoa; Annelida; Clitellata; Rhynchobdellida; Glossiphoniidae. The record is from RefSeq and is a predicted model, not a curated record. Bases 1 to 312 code for a protein of 103 amino acids.